Molecule: messenger RNA, 2077 nt
Organism: Rattus norvegicus (Norway rat)
Lineage: Eukaryota; Metazoa; Chordata; Mammalia; Rodentia; Muridae
Gene: Tspy26
Product: testis specific protein, Y-linked 26
Exons: 1
Coding region: 81-1085 (334 amino acids)
Biological process (GO): nucleosome assembly
Cellular component (GO): nucleus
Source: RefSeq, marked provisional
AGCUCGCAGCUCACUACUGCGACAUAACCACAAUCCUGAGGGUGAUCUCCUGGCUGCCCGAGCCAGAGACUCAGCAGGUGAUGGCGGGCGAGGGGAUCGGGGCUCUGGAGCUGGCCAUGUGCUUGCCACCCAUACAAGAGCGAGAUGCACUCCUGGCCCGGAACAGUGUCCCUGGAGCUGGGACGCUUAGGCCCUGCGACCCCGCAGCCAGCCCGGGAACCGCACCGCUUUCCCCAGAAAACACUGGAGAGAACCCCGCCUCCAGCGUUCUGAAGCUGGGUGGCUGCGAGAAGGGCUCUGGUACUGGGGUGGGGACCAAAGGGAAGGCUGAGGAAGUGACGACUAAGGAAGACUGCGUAGCCGCGGAGGAGCCUGCACAGGUGGGGGAGAAGCUGGAGUGGAUCGCGGAGGCCCAGGCGAGCCUGAGGCCUCUGGACCUAGGGGCUCUCAUCGUGGACCCUCUAGAGGCCAUCCAGUGGGAGUUUGAGGUCAUGAGUGCCCAGUCUGACGGGGCCCACCUCCAGCUGGUGCGCAGGUUUGAGAGGAUGCGUCGGUUGCACCUGGCCCGUAGGAGCUUCAUCAUCCAAAACAUUCCUGGCUUUUGGGUCACUGCCUUCCUGAACCACCCACAGCUAUCAGCUAUGAUCAGCCCUAGGGACGAAGACAUGCUUGGCUACCUGAUGAAUUUGGAGGUGAGGGAGCUCAGGCACACCAGAACAGGUUGCAAGUUCAAGUUCCUAUUUGGGAGCAACCCUUACUUCCGAAACGAGGUGAUAGUGAAGGAGUAUGAGUGCAGAUCCUCAGGCCGCGUGGUGGCCAUUGCUACUCGCAUCCGCUGGCACCGAGGCCAAGAACCUCCGGCCUUAGUGCAUAGGAACCGGGACACCAUGCGAAGCUUCUUCAGCUGGUUUUCUCAGCAUAGCCUCCUAGAAGCUGACAGAGUGGCCCAGAUCCUUAAAGAUGACCUGUGGCCCAACCCUUUGCAAUACUACUUGCUGGGGCAAAGGCCCUACAGAGCUAGACCAAACCUUGCAAGGUGUCCAGCAGAGGCUCCGCCAAGGCCCUAUGGGUUCCAGUCUGGCUAAGUCCUGCUCAGAAACUUGGUGCUUACACAGGACUCCUGCUCUCUGCCUGUCAACCUACCUAUGUCUAGGCCAGUGCUCUGCUGUCUGCUUUCUCUUCUGUGAAUUCUGACUCCUCAGCAUGUUUUGUGGACUCGGGGCUAAGGCUGUAACCUUCAUGCUGGUCUGUGUCAACAUCAUGUGAUUCUCGUGCUCCACUGUACUUAUAGCAGGCAUCCAAUGCUGUGGAUCUGUCCUGUCAUCAUGGGCGUGGCCUGGACCUGCAAGUAAAACAUGGCCUUUCAUUCACUUGACACCAUUAUCCACAGGGCUUCACCAGGACCAGUUCCAGUUAGAGGCCUAGCACGUCAAAGCUAGGCCUCAAAUAUGCUGCACUUGAGAAGGGCUGACUGUCCCAAACCAAGGUGUGUCAUUUGGUCCUGGUGGUCAGUCCGACUUGGAUAUCCCAUGGCUCCAGAACCACAGACAGAGCAGCUCCUACCAACUGGAUUAUUGAGUGUCUGCAGUCUGGACAGCCAGACGAUCAGAUAUGGGUGAGGUGUAGGGCCUGAAGCAGUGGGUAGUACACUGUUCCUGAUCAUUCUGCUCUUCUCGUCCUGUGGUGUACCUUACCCACACCUGGCCAUUGCCUUUUUGAGGAGUUUUACCUUGUCUGCCAGCAUCCCUGUUGCCUGCUUUCAGGUCUGUAAGGGUCACCUGUCAGUGUAGUGAGCACUCCUAAUUACCAGAGAUUAUAUGAGGCUGGCCUCAAGGGAAGGAGCAAGGUUGGGAGUGCUUUAGGAAGCCUCAUUCUAGGGCUGGAGAGAUGGCUCAGUGGUUAGAAGCACUGACUGCUCUUCCAGAGUCCUGAGUUCAAUUCCCAGCAACUCACAACCGUCUGUAAUGGGAUCUGAUGCCCUCUUUUGGUGUGUCUGAAGACAGCAACAUUGUACUCUUAUGUAAAAUAAGUUAAUCUAAUUAAGAUUAGUUAAUUAAAUAAACUAACCUACACAGAA